UUUGUUGGGCGCUGUGUUUCUGCUGAAUGGUCUGUUUUUUCAGUCGCUUCACAGCGUUCCUUUAGAAAGUAGUGAUCGCAGUGCUUACCCAACAGACAUGGCCCUGCUAGAACUUGCCUUGCAGGGGCUCGCCAUCUUCGGAUUCAUCCUUUUUCUCGUCCUGUGGUUUAUGCACUUCAUGUCCAUCAUCUAUGUACGUCUUCAUCUCAACAAGAAAGCCUCUGACAAACAGCCCUACAGCAAGCUUACAGGCGUCUCAUUGCUGAAGCCCUUGAAAGGAGUGGACCCCAACCUCAUCAGCAAUCUAGAAACCUUCUUCGAGUUGGAUUAUCCCAGAUAUGAAGUGCUCCUUUGUGUCCAAGACCAUGAUGAUCCAGCCAUCGAUGUCUGUAAAAAGCUGCUGGGCAAAUACCCAGAUGUGGAUGCCAGGCUAUUUAUAGGUGGUAAAAAAGUUGGCAUUAACCCAAAAAUAAACAACUUAAUGCCAGGAUAUGAAGUAGCCAAGUAUGACCUUGUUUGGAUCUGUGACAGUGGUAUUCGAGUGAAACCAGAUACUUUGACAGACAUGGCCAAUCAGAUGACAGAAAAAGUGGGUCUAGUCCACGGGCUCCCAUAUGUAGCAGACAGACAAGGCUUUGCAGCCACUUUAGAACAGGUUUAUUUUGGCACAUCUCACCCACGUUCCUAUAUCUCAGCUAAUGUUACUGGCAUUAAGUGUGUAACCGGAAUGUCCUGCUUAAUGAGGAAGGAUGUGCUCGAUCAAGCAGGGGGACUCAUUGCUUUCGCACAGUAUAUCGCAGAAGAUUAUUUUAUGGCCAAAGCCAUUGCUGACAGGGGGUGGAAGUUUUCCAUGGCAACACAAGUAGCAAUGCAGAAUUCUGGUUCCUACUCAGUUUCUCAGUUCCAGUCACGAAUGAUCAGGUGGGCCAAACUACGAAUUAACAUGCUUCCAGCCACGAUUGUCUGCGAGCCAAUCUCGGAGUGUUUUGUGGCUAGCCUAAUAAUCGGCUGGGCAGCUCAUUAUAUUUUCAGAUGGGACAUCAUGGUGUUUUUCAUGUGUCAUUGCCUAGCCUGGUUUAUAUCAGAUUACAUCCAACUCAGAGGAGUCCAGGGGGGAUCUCCGUGCUUUUCCAAACUUGACUAUGCCGUGGCGUGGUUCAUCAGAGAAUCCAUGACGAUACACAUCUUUUUGUCAGCCUUGUGGGACCCUACAAUCAGCUGGAGGACGGGGCGCUACAGGUUACGCUGUGGAGGCACAGCCGAGGAAAUCCUUGACGUAUAACUGCAAUAAAAACCUGGGACUAUGUAAAAGAAAAAAGAAAAAAAUGCAACAAAUGCAAAAAAAUAUACAUUAUGUUUGUAUGAUGGGGGGGGGGGGGGGGGGGGGGGACGGACCCUGGAAACUUUUAAAGAAUUCAACCUUUGACAGUUUUUACUUGUGUGUGUAAAAAGUGUUUAUUACUUGUUUGUGUGGCACUUGCAGCUAGCUUUUUUAAGACUGUAAAUGUAGUUUCAUCACCCCUGAAAAGGUAGGUGGGGGGGACAGGACAACCAAGGAAAAAGGAACUUUGGAGGGGGGGGGAGUAGAUUUACAUAUAUCUGCAGGCAAUACUUGGCUUUGUAAGAGUCAAGUACACUGAAAUUAUACAUUUUACAGAGGCUUCUUUUUGAGGAGCUAUUUAAUAUUAUACAAAAUUCAGUCUAAAUUAGGGAGUGGGGCACUUACAAUACCUGUGGCCUACAGGGGCUUUCAGAUUCUUUUCCAUGUGUCUGUUCCUUCCAAAUUUCUUCAAUCCUGUUAAGUUGUUUUAAUUAGGUUAUGCCUCAGACAGGAUCUAAACGAAAGGGGCGCAUUUUAAAAUUCCACAUGAAUUGCAGUUUGAGCCAUUUUGGCCUUUACUGUGAGCUGAGAAGCUUGUGUGUGUCCAUUAUAACCUAGAGGGGUUCAAACUGGUGUUUUAUUGAUUUGUUUUAUUUCACCCUUUCAGAAUAGUGUUAUCUGAAGGAAAAAAAAAAGAAAUCCGAUUUAAGAAGUUUGAAGAAAUGUUGACAUGUAAAUAUAUAAAAGGGAUCUCAUUCCACAUAAAGUAGUAGGGCCGUCCUAGUUCCAAUAUUGGCUUGGGCAGCAACAUCAGAAAAGUAUCCGUUGAUAAGCCCCUAAUACUGGAAUUAAAACAGUGGAAGAUUGGCGGUCUUAAUUGAUUAAUUGGGAAGAGUGGUUGAUGCUAAGCUUUCACAUUUUGUAUAUUUCUGACUUAAUUGUGUAAGCAGGUUGCUGUAUAGUAAACCAGGUACACAAUCCCCUCCCCCCAAGUUCCUAAUCUUAAUAAAUUAGUUUUAGGCCUGGGGGCAGGGGUGUUGAUGGGUUCAUAUGUAUAUUGGGAUUUUCCAAGCAGUCAAACUUUUCAGGAAAACAAAUCUGUUUCUGUGUUUGGUUGUCUUUUUGAAGUAUCUUGUGGGGAUUAUUAGUAAGGUUCUUUUAAUGUCAUUCAAAAUAAUGAACCCCGAGUCGAUGGCUGGGAUAAAAACACAGAAAUAAAGAAAAUGGCAAACAGCCGAUCAUUGGCUCUUUGCUGUCCACAGUUAGUUACUUGCUGUGUUAUAGCUUUGGCUAAUUAUAGAUAUAUAAACAAGAAAGGCUCUGAAUGAAACCUGUUUUGAUACGUGACAUUUCAUUUUAGGAAAUCAUUUCAGUACUUUCAUACAAAAAUAUACUGUAGUUCAGGAAGACUUCAAAUGAAUGUAAUAUUGCAUGUAAAUGAGUAAAUAUUGACUAGCUGUUUAAUUUAAAGUAAGAUUUGAAAUACAUACCGUAAUAGACGCCAUAAUAGUACACUUUGGAUGGUGGGUACUUUCUCGCCAUUACACAACUCUUGCAUUAUUGACGAUCAAAUCAAGUCUGCUGUUACUUGCCACCUUUGUGAAUAGUCUUAGUACUGAGUACAGUUUUGUAUUCCACCUUGUGAUGGUGGGAGGGGGAAGGGGGGUGGGGGUAAUAGGAACACUGUAAACCUCCUGUUUUCUCCUGCGACACAUGUUUUGUGUGUUUUAUUGAUGGCUGAAAAGAUUGUAAUGUUAUACAGUGGGGAACUGGACUUUUUUUGUUUUUCUUUUAUACAUUAUGUAUACUAGGGUGAACAAGGUUGGGGGUAAGACUGGAGCCUUUUGCAGCAUUCUGAAAAUAUUGGUCCUACAGUAUUUAACAAUUAACUAUGUUUUUAAAGACUUGAUAAUUACCUGAAGUGUCAAGUAGCUGUACAAGCAUUCAGUGCAUGCACAUUCUAGAAUAACUUAGACUAUCGAACCUGUUGAGCUUGAGUUACACACUCUGAAUUCGUUUUGUGCAAUCCGCUUUCAAAUGAAGCAAGCCGCCUUCAGUUUCAAAAUAAACAACCCAAUCAAAGCAACACUUAGUUUAAGGAGAAGGUUCUCAUGUAAGGUGUGAGUUUAUGAAUAAAUGUGUAAAAAUGUGUGCAUUUUUGCAGGUUGUUUUUAAUCCUUAGAACAUGAAUACACUGUAUAUAUAAAACUGUAGAUUUAAAAAGUUGUUCUUACCAUUUUAACUCCAGUAUAAUGUGCACAUGCAGGUGGCUAGGCUAUAGUUGCUAGUCUAUCUAUGGACCAAGCCUUAUGAAACACAUUUAAUUGGUUUGAAGGGCCGCUACGAAUGUGAAUAAUGGCUUCAGUGUUCUCAAUCUUGUGGCUGUUCUCACCGAAUAGGAUAAUAUCAAGAUGAAGUGGACUGAACUGAUUAUGAAAGCAAACAACAACAAAAUGUCUAGUUGUGAUCCACCUUUCUUUAAAAAAAAGUCUUGUCAAAUAUGUAUAGUUGUGGAUACUUUCUUUACAGUGUAUUCAUGAAGUUUGGUUGAUACCAUUGCAGUCACUGCUCAAGUGAACCCUAACGUGCUGUUGUGUAGGCAGCUUUUUUUUAUUUAUUUUUUUUGCCGAGCAGUGUAUAAACAAAAACAAAUGCUGGACGAACUUCAUUGUGUUUUUUUCAUGAAAUUAUUGUUUUGUAGAUAUGAAUUCUUGACUGUUCUAUAUUCUGUUCUAAAGCUGAAUGCAUAAGCCACAGCUGGAAACUGUGUUAUUACAGAAAAAAAAUAAAGCUUUAUUGAAGUCA
Polyodon spathula (Mississippi paddlefish) is the source of this 4126-nucleotide messenger RNA. RefSeq names its product ceramide glucosyltransferase-like. The record is from RefSeq and is a predicted model, not a curated record. Gene Ontology annotation, molecular function: ceramide glucosyltransferase activity. Gene Ontology annotation, cellular component: membrane. Gene Ontology annotation, biological process: glucosylceramide biosynthetic process. The coding region runs from base 98 to 1282 and encodes 394 amino acids. The transcript has 9 exons. Lineage: Eukaryota; Metazoa; Chordata; Actinopteri; Acipenseriformes; Polyodontidae.